Messenger RNA from Rhizoctonia solani, 1098 nucleotides. RefSeq names its product chromosome segregation in meiosis protein 3. The transcript has 5 exons. The coding region runs from base 1 to 1098 and encodes 365 amino acids. Gene Ontology annotation, biological process: DNA damage response; replication fork processing; DNA replication checkpoint signaling. Lineage: Eukaryota; Fungi; Basidiomycota; Agaricomycetes; Cantharellales; Ceratobasidiaceae. Gene Ontology annotation, molecular function: DNA binding. Gene Ontology annotation, cellular component: nucleus; replication fork protection complex. The record is from RefSeq and is a predicted model, not a curated record.
AUGGACAACAUUUGGGACGAUGAUGCUGUCCAAGUCUCACGCAAUGGUUCUUCCCGCGCUCGUAUAGUUACCGAAUCCGAUGAAGAAGAUAGGCCCUUGAAGCGUGCACGCACCGCUGGAGCAAGUAAACCUCUAUUCAACCCCGAGAGUGACGACGAAGACAACCUCCCGGCCGACGUAGGAGCGCUGUUUGAUGGCCUUGACGAUACUAUGAUUUACAACAACUUCCGCCUCAACUCAAUAUCGGAGAACUGCAGCGCGAAUCCGACCAACGCGUUGCGUGGGCCAGUAGAUGUGGAUGGGAAAGCGGCAAAAGCGAGGAAGACGCUCCCUAAACUCGAUGAAAAUAGGUUACUCGACCAAGGUGAUGGUAUGCCAGCACUUGUACGCAGAUCAAAGGAAUUCAAGGUCAAGGGAAAAGGUCAUGAGCUGUCUGACCUCAAUCGGUUGAUGCAAAUGUAUCAACUAUGGGCUCACAAAAUGUUCCCCAAAAUGCAAUUCCAAGAUACAGUUGAAAGAGUUGAGAAACUUUGCCGAACAAAACGAAUGCAUGUGGCGCUGUCAACAUGGCGAGACAUCGACAAAGCUCCGGCUCCUGGGGAAGAGGACCCAGAUGCGCUCAUGGAAGAACAGGACCCGGAGCAAGACCAAGAGGCUCGGCACCCGCCUACAUCGUCUCCCGCACGUAUCACCAUGGAGCCGGGUGGUCCUCCUAUGCGUCAGUCCCAAUUCGACAAAGAACCAGACGAUGAUGAGGAGAUGUGGAGGGAUAUGAUGGAGGCGAUGGAAACUCAAAAUCAGGAGAAAGAAAAGGAGAAAGAGCAGGGGGGUUACAAACAAAAGAUCGCAACGAGCGGAAAACAACCCGAGGACUACGGAGGAGGAUUCGAUGAUGAAGAUUGGGCGAUCAUGGACCAGAUGGAAGAAGAGGCAGGCAAGUCGACCCAACCAAACGGUUUGGGCGGUAGCAAAAUUCAAUCGACGCUUCCUCCAUCGUCCCCUCCUUGGACAGAUCACGACGUUUCGUCCGACGCUCCUCCAGAACCUGCCGGCCCUAGUGAGGACGAAGAUGAUUUCUAUGCAAUGUACGAGCCUUGA